Messenger RNA from Parnassius apollo (apollo), 1236 nucleotides. NCBI's taxonomy places the organism in Eukaryota, Metazoa, Arthropoda, Insecta, Lepidoptera, Papilionidae. The record is from the annotation of a GenBank genome assembly.
AUGCCUACCAAAUCACGCAUCGCGCUUAUGAAAGAGCGAUUUUAUAGUACUUUAGCGUCAUUAAGAACGUUAACAAACGCUAAGAACACUGCUUAUAUUGAAGAUGAACGUUAUAAAGAGUUAAUUGAAGACGUUUCCACGGCAAAAAUAACAGCCAGAAAGACUUCUCGUGAUUAUUGGUUAUUGAGGCGAUACGAUGUGCUUACCAUUGACCAGAAAAGUAAGCUUAUUUUUCCUGUUAAAGACACUACAAUCACUAUUAUUUACUACGCAUGUGAUAGCGAGUUAUUCGGCAUAUUACACGAGGCACAUAUUCAAAUUGGUCACGGCGGAAGAGAUCGUAUGAUGAAAGAGGUAGGGAGUCACUACAAAAACAUAACACGUAAGGAUAUAGAAACUUAUCUUGAACUUUGUGAACCCUGUCAACAAAAGCAAAAAAACAUCAAAAAAGGCAUUGUUGUAAAGCCUAUUAUAUCGUCAGAGUUUAACUCUAGAUGCCAAGUGGAUCUGAUAGAUUUUCGGUCCCAGCCCGACGGUGAUAACAAAUUUAUAAUGGUGUAUCAAGAUCAUUUAACAAAAUUUGUUGUUUUAAAACCACUUAAAACAAAACGAGCUGAGGAAGUGGCUCACACUUUAUUGGACAUAUUUACUCUACUUGGUGCUCCUGCAAUACUUCAGUCUGAUAACGGCAGAGAAUUUUCCGACCGAAUUAUUGAGAAUUUAAAAACAUAUUGGCCUACUUUAAAAAUUAUUCAUGAGCUUUUCACGCUGGUAUUAAUCAAUCCUUAUGAGGCACUUUUUGGGUGUAAAGUAAAAGUUGGUUUACAGUUACCCAAUGAUUUCACGCAAAAUGUAGAAACUGAAGAAGAUUUGGAGAAAAUUAUACAGGACCUUACCAAAAAAGAAGAAGAUCCCGAAGUCACUGCAUGUGAAUUCUCUAAGGUGAACACGGAGGCAAGUCAAGUUUCUAACAACGAUUCAGAUCAACGCGAAACAAAUACGCAACCUCCAGCUUGCACCCUCCAAUGCAGCGUCUGUUCACAAGAAACUACAGAGGCUCAUACAUGUAGAGAAUGUGGAUGUGCAAUCCACGCUAUUUGCGCUGUUGCUGAAGAAUCAUCUGAUGAAGGAUUUGGACUAAAAUUUUGUGUCUAUUAUGUUCAAAAAAAUAUAAAGUACAAGAUAAUCGUCAAAGUGCUAAGAAAAACCUACAACAUCAGGCUGAAAAAAUGCUGA